This is a messenger RNA of Magnusiomyces paraingens, 1989 nucleotides long. RefSeq lists its product as uncharacterized. Gene Ontology annotation, molecular function: phosphatidylinositol-3-phosphate binding. Gene Ontology annotation, biological process: intracellular protein transport; retrograde transport, endosome to Golgi. NCBI's taxonomy places the organism in Eukaryota, Fungi, Ascomycota, Dipodascomycetes, Dipodascales, Dipodascaceae. The record is from RefSeq and is a predicted model, not a curated record. Gene Ontology annotation, cellular component: retromer, tubulation complex; endosome; retromer complex. The transcript is spliced from 3 exons. The coding region runs from base 1 to 1989 and encodes 662 amino acids.
AUGUCUUCGUCAAUUCCUUAUGACCCAGCAGGUCUUGACUCAAACCCUUUUGCUCAAGAAUCCUCUCUUUCAACCUCAGCUUGGGCAGAAGCUGUCGACAAAGAACCUACCCCAGAACCAACCCCAUCCUUUACCCCCCACUCAAAACAAGAAGAACUCACAGACGAAACAACAACUUCAACUAACCAAUAUUCAACCUUUUCAUCUUCCUCUAUCCCAGCUAUUUCAGAUAACUCUAGCUCCAUUGAUAGCAAUAUAGUUUCUUCUUCAUCAAUCGAUCCGGAUUCCACUGAAUCAACCACAAACGUUCCUUCCUCUUUAGAUUCCGAUAUCCCAGCACAACCCCAACAAGACCAACCAGACCAACCAGACCAACCAGACCAACCAGACCAACAAGACCAACAAGACCAACAAGACCAACAAGACCAACAGAACCAACAACAACAACCUUCACAACAACAAGACCCCUCUUCUUCUACCACUACAACACCAGCUACUCCUGCAUCACAAUCAAAAGCUCCAAAGAAAAAGUACAAACUAAUCCUUAAAGUCACGGCUCUCGAGCGUCAGGGCAAAAAAGACCCUAUUCUCAAGUUUGACGCCUAUACUACACUCCCCAGAUUUCGUACAACCACCUUUAGGGACAUUCGCAGAACUCAUAAUGAGUUUGUGAAGUUUGGAGCCCACCUCAAUAAUGCAAACCCGGAGUGCUUUGUCCCUUCAGUUCCAGCCUCAACCACUUCCGCUGGUACAGGAACUGAAGAAGACGAACACCGCAUUAUUAAAAAUAUGCAGCUCUGGCUAGACAGGGUCUCAAGCAACCCCAUUCUUGCUCGCGAUGAGGAAUUUGUCCACUUUAUUGAGUCCGACUUUGGUUACUCCCCCGUUUACAAGAAGAAACCCCCAGCCACAGGUAUGGCCCGCAAGGCUCUUAAACAACUCCAACCUCCCCAUGACGAAGUACUCGAGCUCGCAGAGUUCCGCCCUGUUAUCAAACAACUUUACAUCACAGGCCAAGAAACUGUCACCAAAAUUGAAAAAGUUUCAAAGGCCCGCCGUAACUUGGGCCUUGCCCUCAAUGACUUUGGCGCCAAGCUCAACAACUUCUCAGUAACUGAAAUUGAAAGCCCAACCAUGGUCACAAUGUGGCGCAAGCUCGGCAAAACUGUUACCGCCCUUGGAGAUCUUGAGGCGGUCAAGGCUACCACUGAAGCUGUUACCCUUACUGAUGGCAUUAAUUGGGUCAUCAAUGACGCUUACAUGGCCAAGGAAGCCCUCACAAACCGUCACCUCUUAAUGCGCGAGCUUGCUAAGGCACAGGCAUCUACAAAGUCCCGCCAUCAAACCGCAGUUAAGCUGCGUGGGUCUACAAAUAUUAACCCACAAAAGGUCGACGAGGCCAUUUCUUUGCUUGAUGAAGCAGUUCAUACUGAAGAGCAGCUUACAAACAAAGUCCGCCGUGUCACCGAAAACAUGCUCAUUGAAAAGCGGGUAUUGGCGUCACGCAUUGAAAGCGAUAUGCGCUCCUACAUUGCUGAAUAUGCGAUCCGUCUAAUUGACGCCGAACGACGUACUCUCAGUGCAUGGGAAUCCAUCCGUAAUGAUGUGCGUGCUGCAGACGCAAAUGGUGGGCUCUCACGUCUUGGCCGCGAACAGCACCCUACGCGCCGCCGGCCUUCGCAAGUUCAAAGCCAGGGCGCAUCCGGUGAUUCCUGGAGUGGCGACCGCAAGGUACGAGCAAAGGACCUGGUAGCCGACCCAAGCCUUGCUGCAUCCACAUUUUACGUGCCACCUUUGCCCCACGAUUCGGAAGAUCACCCAAGUGAUUCGGCAAUUGUGGAUGAUGGAAAGGAGGUUUAUGAUGACGAAGAAGAGGAUGAGAAUAGUUCACACCGCCCGCCGCAAUCUACUGUCACAAGUGCUGAUAAUGAGCCUACUCAAGUUGAUGCUCGCAGUGCUGCCAGUUUAUUAGCAGGUUCUACUUUUUGA